This is a messenger RNA of Bufo bufo (common toad), 2528 nucleotides long. Its product is annotated as multiple epidermal growth factor-like domains protein 6. Bases 78 to 1544 code for a protein of 488 amino acids. The transcript is spliced from 6 exons. Lineage: Eukaryota; Metazoa; Chordata; Amphibia; Anura; Bufonidae. The record is from RefSeq and is a predicted model, not a curated record.
GUGGUGUCUGUAUAGUCACAUGCAGGGAGGUCGGUGGUGUCUGUAUAGUCACAUGCAGAGAGGUCGGUGGUAUCUGUAUGGUCACAUGCAGGGAGGUCGGUGGUAUCUGUAUGGUCACAUGCAGGGAGGUCGGUGGUGUCUGUAUGGUCACAUGCAGGGAGGUCGGUGGUGUCUGUAUGGUCACAUGCAGGGAGGUCGGUGGUGUCUGUAUAGUCACAUGCAGGGAGGUCGGUGGUGUCUGUAUAGUCACAUGCAGAGAGGUCGGUGGUGUCUGUAUAGUCACAUGCAGGGAGGUCGGUGGUGUCUGUAUAGUCACAUGCAGGGAGGUCGGUGGUGUCUGUAUGGUCACAUGCAGAGAGGUCGGUGGUGUCUGUAUAGUCACAUGCAGGGAGGUCGGUGGUGUCUGUAUAGUCACAUGCAGAGAGGUCGGUGGUGUCUGUAUAGUCACAUGCAGGGAGGUCGGUGGUGUCUGUAUAGUCACAUGCAGGGAGGUCGGUGGUGUCUGUAUGGUCACAUGCAGGGAGGUAGGUGGUGUCUGUAUGGUCACAUGCAGGGAGGUCGGUGGUGUCUGUAUGGUCACAUGCAGGGAGGUCAGUGGUGUCUGUAUGGUCACAUGCAGGGAGGUCGGUGGUGUCUGUAUGGUCACAUGCAGGGAGGUGGGUGGUGUCUGUAUGGUCACAUGCAGGGAGGUCGGUGGUGUCUGUAUGGUCACAUGCAGGGAGGUCGGUGGUGUCUGUAUAGUCACAUGCAGGGAGGUCGGUGGUGUCUGUAUAGUCACAUGCAGAGAGGUCGGUGGUAUCUGUAUGGUCACAUGCAAGGAGGUCGGUGGUGUCUGUAUAGUCACAUGCAGAGAGGUCGGUGGUGUCUGUAUAGUCACAUGCAGAGAGGUCGGUGGUGUCUGUAUAGUCACAUGCAGGGAGGUCGGUGGUGUCUGUAUAGUCACAUGCAGGGAGGUCGGUGGUGUCUGUAUGGUCACAUGCAGGGAGGUCGGUGGUGUCUGUAUAGUCACAUGCAGGGAGGUCGGUGGUGUCUGUAUAGUCACAUGCAGGGAGGUCGGUGGUAUCUGUAUGGUCACAUGCAGGGAGGUCGGUGGUAUCUGUAUGGUCACAUGCAGGGAGGUCGGUGGUGUCUGUAUAGUCACAUGCAGAGAGGUCGGUGGUGUCUGUAUGGUCACAUGCAGAGAGGUCGGUGGUGUCUGUAUAGUCACAUGCAGGGAGGUCGGUGGUGUCUGUAUAGUCACAUGCAGAGAGGUCGGUGGUGUCUGUAUAGUCACAUGCAGAGAGGUCGGUGGUGUCUGUAUAGUCACAUGCAGGGAGGUCGGUGGUGUCUGUAUAGUCACAUGCAGGGAGGUCGGUGGUGUCUGUAUGGUCACAUGCAGGGAGGUCGGUGGUGUCUGUAUGGUCACAUGCAGGGAGGUCGGUGGUGUCUGUAUAGUCACAUGCAGGGAGGUCGAUGGUGGUGUCUGUAUAGUCACAUGCAGGGAGGUCGAUGGUGGUGGUACAUUAACAUACAUAUCCCUGAUGGCGGAUUAUCGGAUAUCUUGAACUACUGGAUUUGUAUGAAAUGUACAUACACUUUGACAAAAAAUAUUCCGCACCCAGAUAGAAAUGUCGGAUUGCGUCAAAACUCAGCCUGCAGUUAUGUAUUAGGCAGAUAUACAGUAUAAGUGAUUACCGGUGUGGUCUAAUUAGACCCUGGGUCUUGCCCCAAGAGGGUGUACAAGUACUUCCCGGUACCCUUUAAAAAGGCUCUCAGAGGCUACUUUUGGGUAGUGUACCUCUUGGUGAGCGAUUGUUGACUGCUGGACAUGCUUCCACAGUGCACUUGAAGACAUUUUGCCCAGUUGACAGACUUUGAGAGCGGGCACAUCAUUGGUCUGAGAGAUUCAGGAUCAUUUAGAUAAAUUACCCGCCAUCUAGGACGUUCUGGGAGUGGUUGUUAUGUGAGGGCACAAAAACACAUGGUGAAUAGGCUCUGGACGGCUGAGAUAGACCACCGGUAGAGAGUAAUGUUUGAUCUGCUGACAAGCACGAGCAGCUCCCACAGUUUUGUUGUCCACCAUCCAGACACAGGUGGCUCCUUCAUUACACACCUCUGUCUCUGCCCGGACUAUUUCCAGGGGCUUAGAAUAAGAAAAUUUGGUGUCAUGGCGCCCAUUACAUGUCCUGCCAUUGACAGCCAGCCACCAUCACCUUUGUUAGCAGUGAUGUUAAGAAGGAUGAACAUGGACUGGUAAGGGCUGGAACUGUAUUGUCUUUAGUGAUGAAUACAGGUUCUGUUUGGGAUCCUACAAGAGCUGUGUUCAAGUAUGGAGACCUCUUGGUGGGCGCUUCAAUCCUGCCUUGGCUGUGGAGGUGGAGCGACACAUUGCUCCAGCUGCUGGUGUGAUCAUCUGAGGAGCCAUCACAUAUGACAGUCGGUCAACCCUAGUAGUUAUAGCUUCCAACUCCUCUUGUAUCCAGGCUAGAGGCCGAAUCUCAUGUUGUAUCCAGGCUAGAGGCCGAAUCUCAUGUUGUAUCCAGGCUAGA